AUGGACGAACUGAGACCAAACUUGGUGGGCGGAUUACUAGGCCUGCAGCAGGGUCUCUUGGAAGAUCAUGGAAUAUCACAUGGUAAUUUGCAACAUGGUGGACAGGAUUCAAAAUUUAUGUCAUUUCAAGACAAUCGACUAAUGGGCAUUGCAUCCUCACAUGAAAAUCGAUUGCUUGGACUAGCUUCAUCUGUACAAGACACCCGUUCUUCCAUAUCGUCACUGGAUAAAUCAUCAUCUGUCAAUCAAAGGAAAUGCAGUAGCACACCGGAAGAUUUCAGCUCUUUAUACACUGGUCUGCCAACACCUGGCAUGGAAUCAUCCCAUCAUCACACGCCGGCACACACACCCCCUACACGAUUGUCUGACCACUCAUUGUCUGAAGGAGCAUUUAAGAAACUCAAACCCGAACCAAAUAGUGGACUUUCAUCCGUAUCCGGUGGUGUUACAUCACCCGGAAGUGGAGUCUCGUCAUUAAGUCAACAUGCAGGCCAUACCCCCACCACAGCAUCCUGUCCGACACCGGCGAGACGAAGGCAUAGGACUACAUUUACACAGGAACAAUUAGCUGAAUUAGAGGCCGCCUUUGCUAAAUCUCAUUAUCCUGAUAUUUAUUGUAGAGAAGAAUUAGCACGAACAACGAAACUAAAUGAGGCUCGAAUACAAGUUUGGUUUCAAAAUCGCCGUGCAAAAUAUCGAAAACAGGAAAAACAAUUACAAAAAGCGUUAGCACCAUCUGUGAUCCCUUCAUGCAAUGGUAUGAUGAGAAACAUCCAAGGAUAUAGCGUUUCUAGAGGCUAUCAACCCUAUCCGCAUCAUAACUCAAUAAAUCGUUACCCGCAGGACUUAUUUCAAAUGGGCGCAACAUCAUAUCCUGGCAUGUCACAACCAUUUUCAAUGACGCACGGUACAAAUAUGAGUUCAGUUGGUGUCCGACAGGAUUCAAUGGGUAUGUCUGCCGAGGACGAAUGGUAUAAUAAAAGUUUAUCAGCCCUACGAAUGAAUAGCUCACACCAUCCAAACUUAUCAGCACCGAUGUUACAAUACCAAACAUAAUCCAGAACCUUUGAUGAUUUCUUCUAAAAUUAUUUUAAUUAUUUAGGACUUCAUAAAUUAAAUUAUUUUUGUUGUUA
Eupeodes corollae is the source of this 1133-nucleotide messenger RNA. Its product is annotated as homeobox protein unc-42. The coding region runs from base 1 to 1056 and encodes 351 amino acids. The record is from RefSeq and is a predicted model, not a curated record. Gene Ontology annotation, molecular function: DNA-binding transcription factor activity, RNA polymerase II-specific; RNA polymerase II transcription regulatory region sequence-specific DNA binding. Gene Ontology annotation, biological process: regulation of transcription by RNA polymerase II. The transcript has 6 exons. Lineage: Eukaryota; Metazoa; Arthropoda; Insecta; Diptera; Syrphidae.